CUUUCCGCACUCAAAUAUACUCAAUAAUAUCACUAUCAGCAGCAUAGCCAUGGCGACACGCGGCAGCAAAGGAAAAGGCACAUCUGGCUCAGAUUCGGCAGGAGUAUCGCCAGCCUACUAUCAAGAACUCAAGGAGACCUUUCAACUUUAUGACACUGAACACAGGGGAGUUCUAUCGACCAAGAAACUGCGUCUUGCGAUGAGAACCCUUGGCUUUGAGGCUACGAUGGAUGAGAUCGAGGAAAUCGUACAGGAGAUGCCGUCUCUCAGCGUACAUCAGACCAAGAAGAGACCAAAGAACAAGCAACGAGCAAUGAAUGGCAAGGGCACGCAGGAUAGGGCAUCACUUAAGAGUGCGGUCAAGGAGUCCGAGUCGUCUGUAUCAGCGUCGGCAGCGGGUGCACGACGGAGCUCUAGGACAGCUGCAGUGGCAUCACGAUCUGGACAGAAGAAAUAUGCGGAUUCUGACGAUGAGUCGAGUGGUGAUGAUGAGGACGCGUACGAAGACGAACGUGAAGGGGCCGCCGCAGAGGAAGAAGAGGAUACGGAUGACAACUACGACGGGCAGCUUUAUUUCACAUUGAAGGACUUUAUUACAAUCAUGUCUCCAAACGAGGAGCAACAUGCUCAGGACGAGGUCUCUCGAGUCUUUCAGUUGUUUGAUACUCAAGGAAAGGGUUCCAUCCGCAUUGAGGAUUUGAGACGGGUAGCCACAGAACUGAACAUCCCAUUGAAAGACGAGGAGCUGCGGGAGAUGAUCGAGGAAGCCGAUAGGGACGGCACCGGCGGGGUCAAAGAGCAGGAGUUCGCAAAGAUCAUGAAGAAGACCGGUUUUUGAGGGAUGUCUAACCAAGCAUGGAUAAUAAAAAUGUCUUUGCACUGCUAUUUGUUGUUGAACAUGGGCCUUGUUCUUACGAUAGGCGUGCUUUUUUGUUUGGCUUCGAUGGUUGCGACCAAUGCUUUGUCUUGGCAUGGUUAAAAAACAGCUGCGGGAAGGGACAGAAAAUUAUUCUUUCC
Molecule: messenger RNA, 1017 nt
Organism: Gamsiella multidivaricata
Lineage: Eukaryota; Fungi; Mortierellomycota; Mortierellomycetes; Mortierellales; Mortierellaceae
Exons: 2
Coding region: 50-838 (262 amino acids)
Biological process (GO): mitotic cell cycle; centriole replication
Cellular component (GO): centriole; centrosome
Molecular function (GO): calcium ion binding
Source: RefSeq, a predicted model, not a curated record